Lucilia cuprina (Australian sheep blowfly) is the source of this 2228-nucleotide messenger RNA. RefSeq names its product zinc finger protein 271 (gene prg). The record is from RefSeq and is a predicted model, not a curated record. Gene Ontology annotation, biological process: regulation of transcription by RNA polymerase II. Bases 124 to 2115 code for a protein of 663 amino acids. Gene Ontology annotation, molecular function: DNA-binding transcription factor activity; RNA polymerase II cis-regulatory region sequence-specific DNA binding; zinc ion binding. Gene Ontology annotation, cellular component: nucleus. NCBI's taxonomy places the organism in Eukaryota, Metazoa, Arthropoda, Insecta, Diptera, Calliphoridae. The transcript has 2 exons.
UGUGUGUGAAAAAAUAUGGCAAACACAUUUCGUAGAAUUUUUAUACAAAUAAAUGAAAAAUAUACAAGAGUAUUAAAAUAAGUUUUAAAAUUAAUACGCAGAAACAUAUUGGAACAUAUAAAUAUGGUUGAUUUAGAUAGUGUUGAUGCAACAAAGCCACCACCAGAAAUAGAAGAACAAUCUACACAGCAAUUAUCUAACAUGGUGACAAAACAACAAUUGUGUCGUCUUUGUUUACUGCCAGAGGAUGAGGCGGAAUCGGAUAAAAGUGUGGAUAUUUAUGAAGAACCUGGAGUGGAUGAAAAUGGCGAAAAAGUUAAGGCGGUAGAGGAGCUGCUGUACGAAUUGUUUAACAUAAAGUAUGAUAAAACUUGUUUAAAUUUGCCUCAUAUUAUCUGUCAUCGUUGCUGGGAUAUGGUACAGGCUUUUAGUAGCUUUCGCAGUUUAGUGCAACAAUGUGAGGAACUAUUGCAGAAACGUUUAAAGCUUUUGCAAACAAAUGCUUUCAUAUCUGACAACGAAGAUAGAAGACCAGGCUUAAAUGGCAAUCCCGGUGUUUUUGUGCCCGAUGAAGACUGUGAAAUAGAAGAAGUAAAUCCAGAGCAAGAUUUUGAAAGUUCAGAGGAUGAUUUUUCUAUGGAAUCCGAUUCAGAACCAGAAGAUAUUGUCUUACCGGCAAAAGCUAAUGAAAACAUUUUAACCACAAAUGUGAAUACAAAAGCAGUAAAGAAUGUAAACAAAAAGAAUUCUCCCUUUGUUAAUCCAACUGCCGGAGAUGUAGUGUCAAGUAAUGAUUCAAAUAUUUCCAAGGAAAUGCCACUCGUUAAUAUGCCAUUGGAGCAUAUGAAUUUAGAAUUUUCCAUUAGAAAUACCUACUCUUGUCAGUACUGCGAUAUGUCUUUUACCACACAAAACGAUUGUACGGAACAUGAAUCACGCCAUGAUCCUACUGCACCCUUCCUUUGCAAUUUCUGUCCUAUGCGUUGCACCACACGCCAAGCCUUGAUUGGUCAUAUUAAGGAAAUUCAUGAUCCCGAAAGACCCUACGUUUGCGCCUUAUGUAAUAAAGGUUUUUGCCGAAGAUCAGAUCUUAAGAAACACUCAAUAGUACACACUGGUGUUAGGCCCUUCGCUUGUCCCAUUUGUGCUAAAAGUUUUUCACGCAACACGAAUCUUACCAAACACAUGCGUAUACACAAUAGUAUUAAGCCGUAUGUUUGCAAACAAUGUCCGCGUUCUUUCACCACUGGUACAGAACUAUUAAGGCACGGACGUACACAUUCGGAUGUUCGAAACUUUAAAUGUUCUCGCUGUACGGCUACCUUUGCGCGCAAAGAUAAAUUGCAAAUGCAUGAACAGGCUCAUUAUCGUAAAGAGUCAGAAUUUCUAUUAAAUCAAGCCAAACAACCGGGUCAACCAAAUCUGUCGGUACUACCCCAGAACCUGGAAAAUAUGGAGAAUAUGGUAGUGCCCAUUAACCCUUACGCAAAUGCAGAUAUACAGCAACCAAAAUCGGAUGAUUUACAGCAUUCUCUAUUUCCCGCUAAUCAAUUUCCUCAAACAAAACCCCAACUUCACUAUAAUAAACCAAAAUCAUCUCAUCAUGGUCGCAUACACACCUGCAAUAUAUGCAGCAAAUCCUUUACACGAGAACGUGAUCUUCAUCGGCAUCAGGCUUUACAUUUAGACUCGCUCUUCACCUGCAAACAGUGUGGUGUUGGCUUUAGUCGUCGUGAGAAAUUGGCACGUCAUGAACUGGAGCAACAUGGUCCCCAGUAUCCUUGUGAAAUAUGUCGCAUAACAUUCCAUAAACGUGAAGAAUUGGAAAUGCAUUUGAAAAUGCAUGAAUUGCAGCAAAAUGCUGCAUUAUCUGCUCAUCAAGCCGUACUCAACGCUGCUGGAGUAGUUCAUACUCCCAUGGAACUGACACAAAUUCAUCAUCAUUCGGUAGCACAAUCAUUGCAGCAACCUCAACCUCCGCCACUACCGCCGGUAGCAGCGUUGGCUUCACAACGUCCCUCGGCGGCUGAUAUGUCGUUCUACAGUAAUAUGGUACCAACCAUGAAUUUGGGCUUCUACAGUGAGACCCGACCUGAAGAUCGUAAUGGUAUUUAGGUUGCUUUGAUUUGAAAUGUGUUUUGAAAUUUAACUUAUUAUUAUCAGCUUAAUUAUUUUACUUUGUAUUCAUUUAAUUUAAAUAAAUUUUUGAAACAUUUAUUGAUAUUAAA